AUGGAGUACCCUGUUGUCAUUGCCAUUGUGUUUUUAUUUAUCACCAAUUUUUUAAACUGGACUUCACAAUAUCAUGCAUCUAUUCGAGCCAAAUUAUUUUCAUCUAAUACCAAGUUAACCUCUGAAUAUAAGUCGAAGUUAGCCAAGAGACAUGAAUAUGUCUUAGAAAACAAUAGUAUCAGCGCACAGGACAACUAUGCCAAGUGGACCAAGAAUAACAGAGCAAUUUCCAAGUUAGAUAUCGAGUUGAAAAAAUUGAAAGAGUUAAUCUCACAGAAUGAUUCGGUAAACUUAAAAUUGUUUAAGAGAUUACGUUUGGUUGCUUUGACUGUUCCAUUUAUGGCAAUCAAAUUGUACUAUGGUAAAAAAAUUGUCUAUCGUUUACCAUUUGACAAUUUAUUCCCACAAAUUAUGACUCUCAUGGUCUCAAAAGGGUUUGCCUCUUUGGCUUUGUUACCCCUUAAUUACUACAAAUCAGGUGGUAAACUUGAAAGUAUCAGCGGAUUACCAAUCUGUUUGGGUAUCUAUGUGUGGGCUUUAACCAGUGUUUUGAAGAAUUUGGAAUUCCUGGUUAAGUUCAUAUUUUUUACCGAACCAGUCAUUAAACCUAAUCCACUAAGACCUACAACUACUACAGAAAGUAAAGAUUUGAAGAUCGAACAAGACUUGGUAGGUUUGGAUUAG
Messenger RNA from Henningerozyma blattae CBS 6284, 684 nucleotides. RefSeq names its product GET complex subunit GET1 (gene GET1). Bases 1 to 684 code for a protein of 227 amino acids. The transcript has a single exon. Gene Ontology annotation, biological process: tail-anchored membrane protein insertion into ER membrane. Lineage: Eukaryota; Fungi; Ascomycota; Saccharomycetes; Saccharomycetales; Saccharomycetaceae. Gene Ontology annotation, cellular component: GET complex. The record is from RefSeq and is a predicted model, not a curated record.